GUCUUCAAAAAAGACAAAAGAGCUUAUGGCUACCAAUCGCGAUUUGACUGCGUCUCUUCCAAAACAAGAGGUCGUCUCACCACGCUCACGUACUCAAGAUGUCGAGCUGGCUGCCUUAAGUGCCUUACUGGCCUUUUCGACGUUGAUAGACGUUACGUCGUCACGCUGAGGGUAAGUAGGAAUCCUUGAUUCAUAUACGCCCGGCAGUUUUUUCGUAGCAUUAGCUCAAAGAGAGUAGGUUUAAUUGUUUCUAAUAGACACAUAGCGCAAGGAACCAUCUCUUUUAUCGAAGAAGGCUGACAGUUUGAACAGACGUACCACUACUUAUUUGAUAUCAACUACUUGAAUGAUGCUACUAAUAAGAUCCACGAACAUCGGAGAUGAUAGCUGACAACAAAUCGACGAUUGCUUGUUAGAAAAAGCAAGAAUAUCACUGUAUGAUCUAUGGCGCUUUCAUCCAAGUGGAUGGCUUGGAUGCUGUAAUCAACGACGAGAAUGGCGUACCUGUUACACGCGAUAAAAACGGAAGUUCUCAAGACUUCACGAAAAUGAACCCGUUUCCUUCUAGCAACGUUAUCAUAGAUCUCCCGAACGAUAAAAUAUGGUGCAGUGCUUUAGAAGAGGCCAGCUGUGAAAGUGUCUGAAAUCGAAAGCGACGUGAAAAGAGCGAAAGGUAGACGAAAAACUUAUUUUAGAUCUUGCUGUGCUACGAGAAGUCUCUUCUUGUCGUUUUCAGGCAUAUGCGGUGAAAAAAAUAGUUUCGCUAAAAGGCCAUGCAAGGAAUUGACAAAGGAAGUAUUAUAUAGAGAUUUCCGUUAUAUUCUAGGUGGGGGAUGGUUGAAACUUCAAGCAGACACGAUACUUGAGUUACUAUUCAUUUUACAGGUAACAUACAAGUAAGGUGUUACACAUAUUUGUAUAAGGUUUGUCAAGACGAAGUUGUUCAAGUCUUAAAAGCCCGAUGUGACUUGCAAGCGAACGGUCGAACUGAGUAGUGAAGUAAUCCAUUGUAAAUCAACUGAUAUCUAAGCUACACUUGAAAAUUUUAAAUGGUUAUGGUAAUCGAGGAACAACAUCGACAGAAACAACAAUCGGACGUGAGAUAAUGACUUCUUUGCGUGCAUAAGAGUCCACUUAGACUUGUUCAGGCCCCAAGAUGGAGACGAAGCGCGCGAUUGGUUUCUAUUAGGUGUUUCUAUAGGUCAAAUUUUGCGCACUGGAUGGGAGAGAUAAACGAUUGUCCAAUCGUACAAAUAUAGACGCCAGAAUCUCAUCCUUCAAGAUAGCUUGUGCCAGCUGGGACAACGAUGUUCUACAAUUCGGCGGUAAUUCAGAGGCUCUCCCAUCAGCUGUCGACAAAUCGGCAUUUCCCACGUCAGUUGAUCUUCUUUUGCUGGAUCAACUUUUUUCUUGAAGUAGGCACGUAAUGCGUUUACAAUUCAAUGAUAGAAGUAGACGUGGUCCACUCUGCUUUAGAGCAUCCCAAUUUUGAUUCAUUUGAACAUAUUUUAACGUGUUUUGUGAGGCAGCAACGACAACAAAAGUUUUGACUGAUUCAUGCUUAGAUCCGCUAAAAGAAAGUUCGUCUUGAUCCUCAAGUUAAUUUGUACUAUUGUUGUCGGAUGCAUGCGGAGCAAUUGAAUAGAAGUAUGAUGUAUACCUGAGCAACAAAACUCGUGUAGAAACACUAUCACAGAAUGAAUGUGACGAUAAAGUCGAGACAGGACGAGGACAACUUAAUGUAAAGCUACUGAAGUCAGUCACCAUUAGUAGUACUUCUCGUCUUGUACCACAUGGUGUUGCACACGCACAUUUUUGAAGAAGAUCAGCAAUCAGCAUACGUAAUCUCUCUUCUACAUGACCUUAAUCGAUCACUACAAUUUAGCAAUGAUGUUGGCAGAUGUUAUGUGGAUCAAUGUAUUUGAAAGCAUAAUCAGCUAAUAAUACUAGCUUCAAAUGCAGGUCUAAGUGCUCACUGAUUUUGCAAUUUUCAUUCCCCAUUCCGAAAA
This is a messenger RNA of Plasmopara halstedii, 2009 nucleotides long. RefSeq lists its product as uncharacterized. Lineage: Eukaryota; Oomycota; Peronosporomycetes; Peronosporales; Peronosporaceae. The transcript has a single exon. The coding region runs from base 438 to 644 and encodes 68 amino acids. The record is from RefSeq and is a predicted model, not a curated record.